AUGUCACCCCAAUGUUUUCAUGCAUUAUUGGAUCUUAUUCGACACAAAUUAGUGAAGCAUAGCAAUCGACCACCGAUAAGUCCUGAACACAGACUUGUUAUUACAUUGUAUAGAAAAACAACGGCAUCAGUAAUCAUUCAAGAAACAUAUGGAGCUAUUUGGGAGAUCCUUUCUCCGAUUUAUUUAAAAACACCGACAAUUGAUGAUUGGCAAAACAAGAGUAAAGAAUUUUCUGAACAAUGGAAUUUUCCUAACUGUUGUGGUGCUAUAGACGGAAAGCACAUAACUAUUCAGGCUCCAAAUAAAUCUGGAAGUGCCUAUUUUAAUUAUAAAAAAACUUUUAGUAUCAUAUUACUAGCUGUUUGUGAUGCUGAUUAUAUAUUUACACUUGUGGAUAUUGGCGCCUUUGGUUCACAAAGUGAUGGAGGUGUUUUUAAAGAGUCAACUUUUGGACGAGCAUUAGAAUCUGGUGCAAUAAGCUUACCAGAAGAUUCGCCACUGCCAAAUACAAAUAAUGCGCAAGCAAAGAAAGAGGCCGCGGAAACGCAGCAGACGCGGAGGCGUAAAGCGCCAGUUGGCGCGACUGGUAGCGGCAUACGCCUAUCACGGGGAGUUCGAUCCCUCAAUCUUCCCACCUGA
Cyphomyrmex costatus is the source of this 639-nucleotide messenger RNA. RefSeq lists its product as uncharacterized. The coding region runs from base 1 to 639 and encodes 212 amino acids. NCBI's taxonomy places the organism in Eukaryota, Metazoa, Arthropoda, Insecta, Hymenoptera, Formicidae. The record is from RefSeq and is a predicted model, not a curated record. The transcript is spliced from 3 exons.